Messenger RNA from Cynocephalus volans (Philippine flying lemur), 1484 nucleotides. RefSeq names its product keratin 23 (gene KRT23). Gene Ontology annotation, cellular component: cytoskeleton. NCBI's taxonomy places the organism in Eukaryota, Metazoa, Chordata, Mammalia, Dermoptera, Cynocephalidae. The transcript is spliced from 8 exons. The coding region runs from base 1 to 1293 and encodes 430 amino acids. Gene Ontology annotation, molecular function: structural molecule activity. The record is from RefSeq and is a predicted model, not a curated record.
AUGAACUCCAGCCACAGCUUCAGCCAGACCCCCUUGGCCUCCCUCCAUGGCACCAGAGGCGGCUGGGGCCGGCUAGGGAGCUUUCCACGGGCUCCCAGCGUCCACGGGGGUGCAGGGGGCGUCCGCGUCUCCCUUUCCUUUACCACACCAAGCUGCCUGCCCCCUGGAAGGUCUUGGGGGUCUGGAAGAGGCGGUUCCCUCCUAGGCGGAAAUGGGAAGGAGACCAUGCGGAACCUCAAUGACCGUCUGGCCUCCUACCUGGACAAGGUGCGUGCCCUAGAGGAGGCCAACAUGACACUCGAAAGUCAAAUCCUUCAGUGGCACCAGCAGAGAAACCCUGGCAGUAAGAAGGAUGACUCCCAAUAUGAGGAAAACAUCAGCCACCUGCAGGAGCAGAUAAUGGAUGGUAAGCUGACCAAUGCUCAGAUCACCCUCCUCAUCGACAAUGCCAGGAUGGCAGUGGAUGACUUCAGCCUCAAGUAUGAAAAUGAACAGUCCCUUAAGAAAGACUUGGAAAUUGAAGUCGAGGGCCUCCGAAAGACCUUGGACAACCUGACCAUUGUCACAACGGACCUGGAACAGGAGGUAGAGGGAAUGAGGAAAGAGCUCAUCCUCAUGAAGAAACACCAUGAGCAGGAAAUAGAAGAGCAGCAUGAGCCAAAUGACUUCAAGGUCAAUGUGAAGGUGGAUACAACUCCAGGAGAAGAUUUGAUUAAGGUCCUGGAGGAUAUGAGGCAGAAAUAUGAGUUUAUAGUAAGGAAGAAGCAUCAAGACUUGGACACUUGGUAUAAAGAGCAGUCAGUGGCCAUGUCCCAGGAGGCAGCCAGUCCAGUGGCUGUGCAGAGCAGCCAAAGUGACAUCCAUGGGCUGAAGCGCACUUUCCAGGCCUUGGAGAUUGACCUGCAGACACAACACAACAGGAAAUCUGCUUUGGAAAACAUGUUGUCAGAGACCCAGUCCCGAUAUUCCUGCCAGCUCCAGGACAUGCAACAGAUCAUCUCCCAUUAUGAGGAGGAAUUGAUACAGCUGCGCUGUGACCUGGAGCGUCAGAACAAUGAAUACAAGGUGCUCCUGGGCAUCAAAACCCACCUGGAGAAAGAAAUCACCACCUACCGCCAGCUCCUAGAGGGGGAGAGCCCAAGGACAAUGGAAGAAUCUAAGUCAAGCAUGAAAGUGACCUCUCUGUGCUUUCUCUCUGCAUCUGCAGCUCCGAAGAUCAAGGCCAUCACACAGGAGAGCGUCAACGGAAGAAUAGUUCUUUCUCAAGUGACUGAGAUCCAAAAGCAUGCAUGAGGCCAAUAAAAGUUUCUGCCUGUGUUAAAAACUAUUUUUCUCCAGUGGAAAGUCCUUGCCCAGACACUCAUGGGUGAGCUCUAAGAGGUAUCCUUGGAGUUAUCAAACUGAGAAACUUUGGGGGUUUUCUUCUCUGUAACAAUCUCACCAGACUUCCCAUAAUGGUCUUAAUAAAUAUACUGCUGCACUUU